GACGGAAAUGUUUAGCGGAAGUCAGCUUUUUUUUUUCACAGACGUCUAAAAUGUAAAGAAAAAUUCCCAGCAGUCUCUGGGCGAUUUCAUGAAUAUAUAAGAACAGGAAACAUGCUUCAGUCGUCUGACGUCUGCUACCCACCACUUUGUACAUUGCACCAAAUUAUUUGUCAGAAUAUUUGUUUCUGCAUUCGUUUGCGUCGAAAUAUUUUGCGUGUGGGACAGUUUCACUUGAAAGAUGUCUGAACAUUCUUAAGUUACUAGACAACAGAACAUUAACGUAAAAUAUAGAUCUGCCAUUUGAAUACAAUCUUAGUUUCGGAGUUUUGUGAUUGUAAAAUUCUUUAAGCAUGGUCAAAAUUAAGUUAUCAUGUAUAUUUCAAAGGCGUUAGCUUUUCCGUUGACAUUAUUCUGUUGUGUUCAGUUUCACUUUGAUCAGGUUGACUCUACCAAAGUAGCAUUACAGUACAAGUGUUGGAAGACUUGUGGAUUAAAUAAUGAUACCUCCUUGCUCUCUCCUAUCGCUUUGGUGAGGAGGUCGCGCCUUGACUGCGCCACUUCCUGUUCCAAGUCUCCUUGGUGCUUGAAAUAUGUCUUCGCCAUCCCAGGAACAUGUCUCUUGCUUCUCUCACAGGACAUUCCUUGCCCCGCGAACGUCGCUGCUCUGCCGGGCUCGCAGGUCACCACGUGUGUCAAGCUUCUGCCUGCAGCUCUCGCGCCAUGUAGAAUGACCCGGAAGCUGAUCUCUGACGGUGGCGCAAACGUCGUUGACUACGAGACGAUCCUUCAGAUGCUUAUCGUCGGGAGUAAUGUGAAACUCCGGUACAGCCAGGGAGACUCCACCUACGUGGCUAGCACGAACUCUUUCACGCUGUCGUCCACCCUGAUGCCUCCUGUGUUGGCCACUGUCCCUGUCUACAUGACAGGUAUGUAUAGCGCCAAAGUGUCGGUGCGCACUUUCUAUUCCAACACAAGCACGCUAUUGGAAGAGCAGUACAACGACGGCAAUUUACCCAGCAGUACACUAGUGGCCAACAUUAGCCAAUGGCUAGUGCAGCUCAGGUGUGGAAACAGCUCUGGAAACAAGGUGAAAGUCUUAUCAAAGUCGUCCAACACAACUUCCUUGACGGAAGCUGUCGAUAAUGGAUCGACCAUUAAUAUUGUAAUGGUAGACAGCACUAUCAGGUUCCUCGCUGCCAAUAUCAUUAUCAAGUCUGGAAGUAUCGUCCAUGCCCAAUCCUUAUACUACGAAGGCAAGAAAGUCAAACUCCUUACCGUGCGCUCAUCUGGUAUGCCUGACCUCGCCUCGUGGGAUUAUAUAAACAAGGUUCGCAAUGAAAAUGAAUCCGUAACGACAGACUUCAUCUGGUACGCUGAUCCUUGUUGGGCCUUCAUCGCGUCGACACCUGCUGGAAAUAUGGCGGCGCUGAAAAGCGCUAUUCUCUCUGGAAAGAGAGUGCGAGUCGCUUUUAAUGCAACUCCAUCUGAGGUCAUCUAUGCCAACCCAACUUACAUCGGCGUCAACUCUUCGGACAUCAUCACCGCCCAUGUGACAAACUACAUUGACCGAAAAUACCCCGGCAGCUCGCCUGUCUCCUCAAGAUCUCACUAUAUCAUGUCGACGGAUGGAUUUUUGCAGCAGUUUUCGGUACAGUUUGACUCAGAAAUAGUCCAGGCCACUGACAAACCGACCUCAAUCAUCACGUGGUUUACCGACCAGCAAAACUUUACUCUUGUCCACUCCACCGUCGCCCCGUUGAUCUCUCCCAAUCAGACGACACUGGCUCGGCUCAAGGACAAGGUUGCUAACGGAAGUGAGAUCAGGGUGAAGGUCUUUCAAAAUUCGAGCUCACUGCAUUUCUUCACAUGUGAAAGUCUGCAGAUUUCUUACGAUGGCUCCCUAGUCAAGUGUAACGUGAGCGGACAGCUAGCAGUUGACUAUUUUGAAAGCGCCAUGACGGUGACCCAGUCCAGCUCGGGCACGAGCGACACAUUAAUCAUACAAGGGGUCUUCUGCAGCAUCACGAGCUUCUUGAAUCCUUGCGCUACCACCACUACCACCACCACCACCUACAGUCCCACGGUGAAUUCCAGUUGUCCACAGUUUUUGUCCAUCAGCAGCGAUGGAAAGAUGACCAGCACCAUCUCCUGCCUGGAAAGUGGUGCCACGCCAAAGAGCUAUAAGGAGAUGUCUGUAUCUGUCGACUGGUUCGCUGCAGAGUAGAUUCCCUUAGAAUAUCUUGAGGAUCUCACUUAGGCGUAAUCUGUUCUUUGUUGAUAUUAUAUAUUACUGGGCGCCAACAAACUAAAUGUUCAAUGAAAUAAUAAAUAUUUUUAAAACUAUUGAAUUUAACCAAUUAAAAAAAAUUAAGUAGCAUCAAUGUGCGUUUCUUUUUGGUGAAUUUUUAGCAUCAUUUCAAU
Biomphalaria glabrata is the source of this 2421-nucleotide messenger RNA. RefSeq lists its product as uncharacterized. Bases 371 to 2224 code for a protein of 617 amino acids. The record is from RefSeq and is a predicted model, not a curated record. NCBI's taxonomy places the organism in Eukaryota, Metazoa, Mollusca, Gastropoda, Planorbidae. The transcript has 2 exons.